AUGCCAACCGCCACUACCGCCAUCCCGAUCCACGGGCCCGUGGACCUCCUCACUCGACUGGACUCAUCCGACCCGGAAACCAAGCUCAAGGCGCUUAGGGAAAUUAAAAAUCAGAUAAUCGGUAAUCGCACCAAGAAGCUCUCUUUCCUCAAGCUCGGCGCUAUUCCGGCUGUUGCCUCUAUCCUCUCCUCCUCCGCCGCCGAAGCGGACUCCCAAUUAGCCCAUGCUGACGUCAGCAUAAACAACAUUAUUGUCCAGUCAGCUGCGAUUCUUGGCAGCUUCGCUUGCGGCUUCGAUGCCGGCGUUCGAGCGGUCCUCGACGCCGGCUCUUUUCCUCACCUAAUUCGGCUCCUCUCCAAUCCCGAUGAGAAAGUGGUGGAUGCAAGUGCUCGUUCACUUAGAAUGAUUUAUCAGUCGAAAUUGGCUCCAAAGUAUGAGUUUGUUCAAGAGAAUAACAUGGAAUUCCUUAUUUCUUUGCUUAAUAGCGAGAGUGAAAAUGUUACUGGGCUUGGUGCAAGUAUCAUUACUCAUUCUUGUGAGACAAGUGCAGAGCAGAGGGCAUUAUGUGAUGCUGGGGUUCUAAAGAAGUUAAUUAGCCUCCUUGAAGGUUCUCUAAGUCAGAAAAAUGCUAGUUUAGAGUCGCUGACUGCAGUCUUUAAGAACAAUCCUGAAGUCAUCUCUAAAUUUGCGGGACUUGAAAAUGAAAGAGCAGUUGAAGGCUCUUUAAGUCAGAGAGAUGCUAGUUUAGAAUCACUGGCCACAGUUCUCAAGAACAAUCCUGAAGCUGUCUCGAAGUUUGUGGGACCAGAAAGUGCAAGUUCUUUAGGCUCUAUAGUUGAAUUAACAAAGGAUAGAUAUCUGCGGACAAGGUUGCUUGCCUGCACGUGCCUGAUUGUGAUAAGAAAUGCUUCUCCUAACUAUCUGCAAGAUAUAGGAAUCAAAAACAAAUUAGUAUAUCUCUUACUUGAGCUUCUUGAUGAUCCUGGCCAAGUAGGGGAUGAAGCUUCCUUUGUUUUUUCUAGUUUAGUGGCAGAAAAGGAGGAUUUACAGAAAUUAGCUUUUGAGGAAAAUGCUAUCAGUAAGUUUUGUAACCAAUUGCAGAAAGGUCAAUUACAUCCCAGGCGCCUCCAAGGCAUAUUGCUGGCAUUGGCUGAUCUAUGCUCAAAGUUGGAGAGCUGCAGAUUGACAUUCCUGUCAUUGAAGGUUUUGAACCAAGUGAUUGAUGCUCUAACUCAUGAUUGUGCUGACGUGCGCAUCUCUGCUUGUAUUUGCUUAAGAAGUGUCACUCGCUCAAUCAAGAACUUGUGUGCAGGUUACUUCAUGAAUGAAAUGCUUGUUAUUCCCUUGGUACGGCUUUUAGAUGACCCUUCAGUGUCUGUCCAGGUUGCAGCACUUGGCGCUAUUAGUAACAUAGUGGUUGAUUUUACGACUCGUAAGUCCACAUUUAUACAAUGUGGAGGCGUAAAGCAGCUGGUUCAGCUAACAAAAUCGAUGGACUCAACAGUCAGGUUUAAUGCAUUAUGGGCUUUGAAGAAUAUAAUAUUUCUGGCAGAUGAUAGAUGUAAAGAAGGGAUACUUUUAGAGCUCAGUGGUUCCCUGUUAGCAAGCCUUAUAUGUGACCCUGAGCCUUGUGUUCAAGAGCAAGCUUUGGCCCUUGUUCGAAAUCUUGUUGAUGGAUGUAUAAAGUCCAUUGAGUAUGCGUUUGCUGAAGAUAGUAUUCUAUUAGAUGCUGUUGGAAGGCAAUUACACAAAGUUUCACACGAAGUUGGAAUACAGGGAAUGUAUCUUCUUUGCAAUGUGGCAAGCGGAAAUGAGUUUCAUAAGGAAGCAGUUAUGCAGCAACUUCUUGCACAAGCAGAUAAUGGAGCCGAAUCUUUCGUUGUCAAGUUCUUGCAGAGCAGUGAUAGCCGGUUACGAACAGCUGCUGUCUGGGUGAUAGUAAAUCUCACAUCUCCUUCUUGUCUUGGUGCAUUUAGUCGGCUUGUAAAACUUAAGAAUGCUGGCAUAAUAUCUCAAAUAAGGAGCAUGGUUAAUGAUCCCUGCCUUGAUGUGAAGCUUCGUGUAAGAACAGUGAUCACUCAUCUCUCAUACGCUUCUGGUCUGUUUGCAAAUCUUGGUAAUCUCCUUUCUGACCCGGUUGUCGUUUACAAGAAUCUUGUUUUUGGAUGUGAUGAUAAGAAUAAGAGUCCUCGUCUUCUUGUCACUAAGGAAUUUGUUCUCUCCUUAUAUGAGACACUAGAGAUGUCUGUUACUCCAGAUUUACCCUAUCCUGUCGGGAUUGUUCACGGUCCUGAUGUAGAAAUUGUGGGUUCUUGCUAUACUUGCAAUCGUAUCACUCACUAUAACGACGAUGUUGAUGCAUGGAUCCCUAUCCAAAAGGAAACGGAAACCAGUGUUGACAUGUAUAGGCUAAGGAUGGAUUCAUUGUGGAAACUUGAUGCCAUUUUGCCCGGUACUUGUUUCUAUCCUCCUCCUGUCUAUCAUUUUGGCCAAAACGGGACAUAUUAUUGGCGGCUAUGGGCCUUUUUGCUACGACCUGAUGGAGGGGAGUUGGAAAAAUCUUUUGAUAUAUGUGUAUUGCUUGAGCCUGGUGUGAAAGAGUCUUGGACUGAAUUAUUCAGUAUUGGACCCGUUGUAGGAUCGAAGAAUCCCCCGGGAUUCUGGACAAAUGAGGAGCCCGUUUCUGAAACUACCGGUGGAGACCUGCUCAUAUGUGACCCUACUACGCAAGAAACUAAGACUGUUCAAGUGGACGUAGUAUCAGAUACCAUCUUUAUUCUUUCGUAA
Messenger RNA from Dovyalis caffra, 2787 nucleotides. The record is from the annotation of a GenBank genome assembly. NCBI's taxonomy places the organism in Eukaryota, Viridiplantae, Streptophyta, Magnoliopsida, Malpighiales, Salicaceae.